Molecule: messenger RNA, 1632 nt
Organism: Penicillium canescens
Lineage: Eukaryota; Fungi; Ascomycota; Eurotiomycetes; Eurotiales; Aspergillaceae
Product: putative carboxylesterase
Exons: 3
Coding region: 1-1632 (543 amino acids)
Molecular function (GO): carboxylic ester hydrolase activity
Source: RefSeq, a predicted model, not a curated record
AUGUCGCUACUCAAGCUCCUCACGAGGGCCCUUUAUCUGGCUGCUCUCGCCACUGGAGUAGCUAUGCCACUUUCCAGCAUAGACAUUGACACCAACUCUCCGAGAGUUGACCUUGGAUACUCAAUAUACCGUGGUGUAAGACUCGAAGCGGGCGUGGAUCAGUUCUUGGGCAUGCGAUAUGCCCAGGCCCCACUCGGCGAUCUCAGGUUUAGAGCGCCCCGGCAGCCCGAGGGUAAGGUUGAAGAACAAGAUGCAUCCCAAUUUGGUCCUAUUUGUGUCGGUACAGGGCAGCAACCAGGUCCAGGCAUCGAUGAGGACUGUCUAUUUGUCAACGUCUUCAGACCCUCAAACGCUACGCCUGCCUCCAAGCUCCCCGUGCUGGUAUAUAUCCAAGGCGGUGGAUACGCAACUAAUGCGAACUCCAACUACAAUGGCACGGAGAUCAUUCGAUCCUCGGGCGGCAACAUUGUAUUAGUCAACUUUAACUACCGCGUUGGUGUCCUUGGUUUUCUCGCCAGUGAAAUGGUCAGGCAGGAUGGAGACUUAAAUGUUGGCCUCCUGGACCAACGGCUGUUACUGCUCUGGGUGCAGGAGCAUAUUAGCAAGUUUGGUGGUGACCCAGGCCAUGUUGUUAUACAAGGCCCGUCAGCUGGUGGUGGCUCCGUAUCCCAUCACCUCGCGGCAUACGGAGGCAAUGCAAAAGAUAAACUCUUCGUUGGAGCGGUUCUUGAGAGUCCCUUUUGGCCCACAUUACGAACUGUCCCAGAGAUGGAAUUCCAAUAUCAGCGGCUGCUGGGCUUAACUGGCUGCUCGUCCGUAAGCUGUCUGCGAGAGAUGAACACUUCUGCUCUCCAGGCAGCAAGCUACGGCUCCAUCUUCCCCGAAGCUAAACCCAGCGACCCCACACCACUUUGGUACUGGUUACCGACCAUCGACAACAAACUCAUCCCUGACCAGCUAUAUACCGCUUUCGCAACUGGCCGGUUCGCCGCUGUACCCAUGCUUGUGGGCCACACCACAAACGAGGGCUCGUACUUUGCAUAUAACGCGUCCAACGCCUCCCAAGUCUCUGCCUUUCUCCGCACCAACUACCCCCAUCUCACAAACGCACAGUUAGAAGACAUCAAUCAGCACUACACGCCAAUGGACCCCGUCCCCAAUCACGCAGCAUUCUUCCCCAGCGCUUCCGCCGCGUAUGGUGACGCUACCUUUACCUGCCCUGCCAAUGACAUAGCAGGCGCCGUGGCGCGGUUCCUAAGCCGGGAGCGGGUGUGGAGUUACCGGUAUAACGUGCUUGAUCCGGAGACUGUAGCCGGUGGCUUAGGGGUCCCCCAUACGUUUGAGACGAGCGCUAUUUUUGGACCGGGACAAGCAGGCUCGGCCCCAGCGUCUUACUACACAACCAACGCACCUAUUGUGCCCGUAACCAUGGGGUACUGGGUGAGUUUUAUGCGGAGCCUAAAUCCGAACACUUAUAAAGAACACGGUUCGCCGACAUGGAAACCAUGGGGGAAUUUCCAGGGUCGUCAGCUUCGGCUACAGACUAAUAACACAGCGAUGGAAGAGGUUCCGGAUUGGCAAGUCGGGAAGUGCUUACUAUGGAAGCAUCUUGCUCGGACAAUGGAGAUAUAA